GUUCUUUCCCUCAUGGUACUUUUUUUAAUUUUCGCUUCUACAUAACAGAGCAAGUCGACUCAGGUUGGAGGAAGACUUCUUGUUCGUGUUUGGCUGGUCUCAAGCUUCACUUUAAGACUUUCUUCCAGAUAUAUACUGAGGCUAUUCCGACUCGUGAUGUUUUCCGGCUGGUGGCUUUGGCGCUGCGGGACUUGAACCUUACCUCAUAUCGGAACCGAACAGGAUAGGUUUCCUGGAUCCAGGAGCCGAUUGGAACCACAAUACUCAUGCUCAGGCAUGUGCCCUUUGCAUUUCCCCACCAGAUCUGUUGGCCCUACCAUCAAUGUCACGGCUAGUUAUUGCUUGUUGCAACAAUACUUCGGUUGAACUGGAACAAGAAGGCGGUUUAUCUGCUAGGUUGACAGGCGGAGUGAACCACAUGUUGGAUGUAUUUGAGGUUUCGAUGAGGUACAUGGCGAAGGACAUUUCAGAUUUACAACAGGUGCACAGACCUGGUGGUUGGCACGACGUGGAACGUCAUUUGAUUGUUGGAACUGUAUUGUCUUUCAAGAUGACUAGGCUAGUGAUGUCAGACAAUUUCAAGCGUACACAGAUCAAGAUCCUUUCAAGUUCUCGUCACAAGUUCUGCCAAUGUGAUCGCGGGUUUAACGUCUGCGGCCUGUCUCUAAAUUGCGAGUUCAUCUAUGGAACCCCUGUCAAUUCGGGCCCGCUCCCUGAAUGUCUUCAAGGCCACAAUGCAGGACUCGUGAUCGUAUGUGUGGGCCGGAUGCACAUGGCCAACCACACCAGUUCUGCAUUGUUGAUGACACUGAGGACGGUCUGA
Suillus subaureus is the source of this 823-nucleotide messenger RNA. RefSeq lists its product as uncharacterized. Bases 323 to 823 code for a protein of 166 amino acids. The record is from RefSeq and is a predicted model, not a curated record. The transcript is spliced from 6 exons. NCBI's taxonomy places the organism in Eukaryota, Fungi, Basidiomycota, Agaricomycetes, Boletales, Suillaceae.